Onychomys torridus (southern grasshopper mouse) is the source of this 1424-nucleotide messenger RNA. RefSeq names its product lon protease homolog, mitochondrial. The record is from RefSeq and is a predicted model, not a curated record. Gene Ontology annotation, cellular component: mitochondrial matrix. Lineage: Eukaryota; Metazoa; Chordata; Mammalia; Rodentia; Cricetidae. The transcript is spliced from 9 exons. Gene Ontology annotation, biological process: protein catabolic process; proteolysis; mitochondrion organization. Gene Ontology annotation, molecular function: ATP binding; ATP-dependent peptidase activity; serine-type endopeptidase activity. Bases 110 to 1339 code for a protein of 409 amino acids.
GGGCAAGAUCCUCUGCUUCCACGGCCCACCAGGUGUGGGCAAAACCAGCAUUGCACGCUCCAUCGCCCGUGCCCUCGGCCGUGAAUACUUCCGGUUCAGUGUUGGCGGCAUGACAGAUGUGGCUGAAAUCAAGGGUCAUAGGCGUACCUAUGUGGGUGCCAUGCCUGGGAAGAUCAUCCAGUGUCUGAAGAAGACCAAGACAGAGAACCCGCUGGUGCUGAUUGAUGAGGUGGACAAGAUCGGCCGAGGCUACCAAGGGGACCCGUCGUCGGCACUGCUGGAGCUGCUGGACCCCGAGCAGAACGCCAACUUCCUGGACCACUACUUGGAUGUGCCAGUGGACCUUUCCAAGGUACUGUUCAUCUGCACGGCCAAUGUCACUGACACCAUCCCGGAGCCGCUGAGGGACCGCAUGGAGAUGAUCAAUGUAUCAGGCUAUGUAGCACAGGAGAAGCUGGCCAUCGCAGAGAGGUACCUGGUGCCACAGGCCCGCACCCUAUGUGGUCUGGAUGAGAGCAAGGCCCAGCUGUCCGCAGCAGUACUCACUCUGCUCAUCAAACAGUACUGCAGGGAGAGCGGCGUGCGCAACCUGCAGAAGCAGGUGGAGAAGGUGCUACGCAAAGCUGCCUACAAGAUAGUGAGUGGGGAGGCAGAGACAGUGCAGGUGACUCCAGAGAACCUGCAGGACUUUGUGGGGAAGCCCGUGUUCACCGUGGAGCGGAUGUACGACGUCACGCCUGCUGGUGUGGUCAUGGGCCUGGCCUGGACCGCCAUGGGAGGCUCCACAUUGUUCGUGGAGACAUCUUUGAGGCGGCCCCUGGUCAGGGGCAGCAGGGAAGACAAGGAUGGCAGCCUAGAGGUAACAGGCCAGCUGGGGGACGUGAUGAAGGAGAGCGCCCGUAUAGCCUACACCUUUGCCCGUGCCUUCCUGAUGGAGCAGGACCCAGACAAUGACUUCCUGGUCACCUCGCACAUCCACCUGCACGUGCCUGAGGGCGCCACCCCCAAGGACGGCCCCAGCGCGGGCUGCACCAUUGUGACUGCCCUACUGUCCCUGGCUCUGGGACAGCCCGUGCUGCAGAACCUGGCCAUGACAGGGGAAGUCUCCCUCACCGGCAAAGUGCUGCCGGUGGGCGGCAUCAAAGAGAAAACCAUCGCGGCCAAGCGUGCGGGCGUGACUUGCAUCGUCUUGCCGGCCGAGAACAGGAAGGACUUCUCGGACCUGGCGCCCUUCAUCACGGAGGGCCUGGAGGUGCACUUCGUGGAGCACUACCGGGACAUCUUCCGCAUCGCCUUCCCUCUGCGCGAGCAGCGCGAGGCCCUGGCCGUGAAGCGGUGACAUGGGGGACUGACUGAAUAAUCAUGGGGUGGCGGCGCAGCCACGAGCACAGCUGUAGAAUCAUGAGUAAAGAAUUCUUUCCAGA